Messenger RNA from Cornus florida, 1833 nucleotides. RefSeq names its product protein JINGUBANG-like. The coding region runs from base 150 to 1610 and encodes 486 amino acids. NCBI's taxonomy places the organism in Eukaryota, Viridiplantae, Streptophyta, Magnoliopsida, Cornales, Cornaceae. Gene Ontology annotation, molecular function: protein binding. The record is from RefSeq and is a predicted model, not a curated record. The transcript has a single exon.
GUUCCAUCUCUUUGUUCAUCUGCUUUCGGUUUUCUUAGCAUCUAAGCUACCUCUUUAUUCCAUCUUUAUUUUUUACAUAAUUUUUUCCCAACCAAUCACAUUUUUAUAUAUACAUAUAAAUUUUGUGUGUUUCAUGAGAGAAGACAAUUAUGAGAAAUUCAAGAAGAUCCAAGAUGGUCACAGAAAUAAACACCAGUACUAAUUCACAGCGACAAAAAUUCGGCAACUUUUUGCAGUCCGAUCCAAACAAUAAUGAAGAUCAUUUAUUUCGGAUCACAAAAUCCUCCGAAGCAACUCCUGCUAAUGAUCAAGACUACCUUCCUCCUCUUUCGCCUGAAAAUGCAGACAAUUCACCUUAUACUCCUUCAUGGAACCAAACAUCCCCAUUUAACAAGUCCCCGUGGUCCUCCAACCCCUUCACCGGCUCCGGCAACGAUUCUUAUGCUUACACCGGCCUCAUGGGCUCGCUCGUCCGCGAAGAAGGCCACAUAUACUCUCUCGCUGCCUCCGGCGACUUGUUAUACACCGGGUCGGACAGCAAGAAUGUCCGAGUGUGGAAGAAUCAGAAGGAAUUUUCUGGGUUCAAAUCGAAUAGUGGAUUGGUUAAGGCCAUUGUCAUCUCCGGCGAACGAAUCUUUACCGGUCACCAAGACGGGAAGAUCCGUGUCUGGAAAGCUUCCAACAAGAAUGCAACCGUUCACAAGCGAGUCGGGACUCUACCCACCAUGAAAGCUUACAUAAAAAGCUCGAUGAAGCCGAGCAAUUACGUCGAAACGAGACGGAACCAUAAUGCGGUGUGGAUCAAGCAUUUUGACGCCAUUUCAUGUCUGAGCUUGAGCGAAGACCAAACCCUUUUGUAUUCUUCUUCUUGGGACAAAACCUUGAAAGUUUGGAGAAUAUCAGACUCAAAAUGUCUUGAAUCAAUCAAUGCACACGACGACGCCGUUAACUCCGUGGUCGCCGGAUUCGGGUUGGUGUUCACCGGAUCGGCGGACGGGACGGUGAAAGUGUGGCGGCGAGAGUUACAUGGUAAAGGAACCAAACACUUCUUCUCACAAACACUCUUAAAACAAGAAUGUGCCGUGACAGCGUUGGCCGUUAAUCCGACGGUAAUCUACUGCGGCUCGUCGGACGGGCUUGUGAAUUUCUGGGAGAGUGAGAAGCUGCUCUCUCAUGGCGGUGUGUUGAGGGGUCACAAGCUGGCAGUGCUGUGUUUGGCUACGGCCGGGAAUAUGGUGUUCAGUGGAUCUGCAGAUUCGAAGAUAUGCGUUUGGAGGAGGGAGGGGGAGGAUCACACGUGCGUGUCGGUGUUGACGGGUCACACCGGGCCGGUGAAGUGUUUGGCGGUGGAGCAAGAGGAUAGUUCGGGUGGCGGAGGUGACGAUGGGAGCUCGUGGGUGGUGUAUAGUGGGAGUUUGGAUAAGUCGGUGAAGAUAUGGAGAGUGUCAUCACAAAUGAUAAAUCUGGUGCAAACACAACUACGAUUUCACGACGAAGGGUUGUCUACGGCGAAGAGGUCACCCUCUUAUUCGUCUAAGCCGCAAAGGUUACCCUCUUAUCAGAGUGUUUCGUCUCAAGGUAGCAGAAUGGGUGAGUAUAAAAAAUGGUAGAGAAGAUCGAGGAAGAUCACCUGUCUAUGAAUUGUGUAACAAAGUUUGAAGAGUUUACAUUUAGAUUUUUUUUUUGAAUUUAAUUGAUUAAUUUCUUGUAGAAAUUAAGAUCAAUUUAGUCAGUGGAUGGAUGUAAAUUUUUUAGCUGUUUUUUUUCAUAUAUUUGUCCUGGAGUUUUGAAUGAUCAAAUAUAUAUAUAUAUAAAGGAAAAGGUUAAUAGUUA